Talaromyces amestolkiae is the source of this 1401-nucleotide messenger RNA. RefSeq lists its product as uncharacterized. The coding region runs from base 1 to 1401 and encodes 466 amino acids. Gene Ontology annotation, molecular function: methyltransferase activity. The record is from RefSeq and is a predicted model, not a curated record. Gene Ontology annotation, cellular component: nucleus. The transcript has 2 exons. NCBI's taxonomy places the organism in Eukaryota, Fungi, Ascomycota, Eurotiomycetes, Eurotiales, Trichocomaceae.
AUGGUCGGAGAAAAAAGGACGAACGACAUGGUAACAGGCAACCAACAACGCAAGCGUCGGUCUUCGGGACCUGUAAUCAAUAUAUCUGCGACCGUCAACCAGAAUAUCGUAGUACAGCAGGGACUAACUCAACCGAGUACAACCAGGAGCGGUCGACCUAUUGAGAAGAAAGUCGAGCAUAUUGACCUUACCUUUGUCGAUGAUGCAGAACUUUCGUCUGAUACAGAACCUGGUUCGAUCGAUGAGCCAUUGGAGAUGGGGCGGUUUGAUGACGAUGACUAUCUUGAUGAUGACCAGCUUCAGCAUUUAUUGGAGAGGUGGGACACUGACACCAACAAAGCAGGCCCAGCUGGCGAGCAUCCCGCGACUGUUGUCCUCAAAGAUUACAAUGGGCUCGUACCUGGGAUGGCGGUCGAGUUGACUGGUGAUCAUCUUAUGAGGAUCGUGCAAAUCAUCCGUUUAGUGAACGGCAACAUAUACCUUCGAGGUUUGUACUUCAAAAGGCUGACAGACAUGGAGAGUCCUUUCCCUCAAAAAGAGAUGGAACUAUGCUGGUUGGUGGAGAAGGACGCCGAAGGAAAGCUGCACCUCGAAAAAGAGGUUCCUGUUUCUGCUGUUUUGGAUAUUGUCAACAUCGUGCUUACGAAUCAUCCAUGGCGAUUCCAUUUUAGACAACCAUACAUCUCAUAUGUAUGUCGACUGGUUUGGCAGAAGACUGCAGAGAAAGGAGAAUGGAUUAUUCGAUACCUUUCGUUUGAAGAAGCCGAUCAUCAAGCUAGAACUCCUGCCGGCGUCAUACGCCAGAAAUGGAGGGGAAAGACAAUCCCCUACGGUGCCGAAGCAGUCGACAUAAAUCAGCUUUUCAAAGACCAACGUGAAAAGGCGGAAAAGUCGUUGAAGAUGCAAAGACAAUAUUCUUUUGGGGAUGCUUUUUGUGGUGCUGGAGGAGUGUCUGUCGGCGCUUGGAGCGCUGGGCUAAGAGUCAAGUAUGGCAUUGACAUGGACACAGCUGCGUGCGCAUUGCCUUACGUUACUAUCAAAGAUGCCAUUGACAACAUACCCCGUCUUGCUGAUAAUCAUGAUCCCGACAACAUUGGAUUUCAAGAUGGCAAAACCCGUGCUCCCUACGACGAGAACACACUCGCCAAAACGAUAACGUGCGGUGGCGGAGAGGGAAACUACCAUCCCAGUGGUCUCAGACCAUUUACCGUACGUGAACUCGCUUGUUUGCAGACUUUUCCGGUGCAAUAUAAGUUUCCCACGGCUUACGCAAAGAAGCAAGUCGGUAACUCUGUUCCACCUCGUCUUGCAGAGAUCAUUUAUCGAGCUGCUAUCAAGUCACUUCAGGAGACGGAUGAAAAGGAGUACAUGGAGUACAAGGAGGCGAUUGUCAUUCAUUGA